Molecule: messenger RNA, 2153 nt
Organism: Arabidopsis thaliana (thale cress)
Lineage: Eukaryota; Viridiplantae; Streptophyta; Magnoliopsida; Brassicales; Brassicaceae
Gene: KCS9
Product: 3-ketoacyl-CoA synthase 9
Exons: 1
Coding region: 388-1926 (512 amino acids)
Biological process (GO): fatty acid biosynthetic process
Cellular component (GO): endoplasmic reticulum membrane; membrane; endoplasmic reticulum
Molecular function (GO): acyltransferase activity; acyltransferase activity, transferring groups other than amino-acyl groups; fatty acid elongase activity
Source: RefSeq, marked reviewed
AUUCGACUUGACCUCCUAACCAAAUGCCAGCUUUAUCUCCUUAAAUUGUAACCUCCCCAAAAUCACACAUUUUUAUUUUACCCUAAAUUAAAACUGUAUACCUUUUUGGCUGCUAUUUAUACACAAUCACACAAUUAAAAAGAUCAAAUAAACAAAAUAAUAAUAUUCCAAAUAAUAACAAAACAAAAACACUUUUGGUUUUUUCUUCUUCUUCUCUCUAAAUCAUAAAAACACAAGUUUUCGACAGAUCAACUGUUUUCUUCAUUACGUGUUCUUCAAUGGCGUCACUUCACUGAUUCUAUUCCUAUCAAACCCACUUACCCAUUCCCUUUUAUAUGCACAAAUUCUCAUAAAGUUUUCAAUUUUAUUCCAUUUUUCUCGGAAGCCAUGGAAGCUGCUAAUGAGCCUGUUAAUGGCGGAUCCGUACAGAUCCGAACAGAGAACAACGAAAGACGAAAGCUUCCUAAUUUCUUACAAAGCGUCAACAUGAAAUACGUCAAGCUAGGUUAUCAUUACCUCAUUACUCAUCUCUUCAAGCUCUGUUUGGUUCCAUUAAUGGCGGUUUUAGUCACAGAGAUCUCUCGAUUAACAACAGACGAUCUUUACCAGAUUUGGCUUCAUCUCCAAUACAAUCUCGUUGCUUUCAUCUUUCUCUCUGCUUUAGCUAUCUUUGGCUCCACCGUUUACAUCAUGAGUCGUCCCAGAUCUGUUUAUCUCGUUGAUUACUCUUGUUAUCUUCCUCCGGAGAGUCUUCAGGUUAAGUAUCAGAAGUUUAUGGAUCAUUCUAAGUUGAUUGAAGAUUUCAAUGAGUCAUCUUUAGAGUUUCAGAGGAAGAUUCUUGAACGUUCUGGUUUAGGAGAAGAGACUUAUCUCCCUGAAGCUUUACAUUGUAUCCCUCCGAGGCCUACGAUGAUGGCGGCUCGUGAGGAAUCUGAGCAGGUAAUGUUUGGUGCUCUUGAUAAGCUUUUCGAGAAUACCAAGAUUAACCCUAGGGAUAUUGGUGUGUUGGUUGUGAAUUGUAGCUUGUUUAAUCCUACACCUUCGUUGUCAGCUAUGAUUGUUAACAAGUAUAAGCUUAGAGGGAAUGUUAAGAGUUUUAACCUUGGUGGAAUGGGGUGUAGUGCUGGUGUUAUCUCUAUCGAUUUAGCUAAAGAUAUGUUGCAAGUUCAUAGGAAUACUUAUGCUGUUGUGGUUAGUACUGAGAACAUUACUCAGAAUUGGUAUUUUGGGAAUAAGAAGGCUAUGUUGAUUCCGAAUUGUUUGUUUCGUGUUGGUGGUUCGGCGAUUUUGUUGUCGAACAAGGGGAAAGAUCGUAGACGGUCUAAGUAUAAGCUUGUUCAUACCGUUAGGACUCAUAAAGGAGCUGUUGAGAAGGCUUUCAACUGUGUUUACCAAGAGCAAGAUGAUAAUGGGAAGACCGGGGUUUCGUUGUCGAAAGAUCUUAUGGCUAUAGCUGGGGAAGCUCUUAAGGCGAAUAUCACUACUUUAGGUCCUUUGGUUCUUCCUAUAAGUGAGCAGAUUCUGUUUUUCAUGACUUUGGUUACGAAGAAACUGUUUAACUCGAAGCUGAAGCCGUAUAUUCCGGAUUUCAAGCUUGCGUUUGAUCAUUUCUGUAUCCAUGCUGGUGGUAGAGCUGUGAUUGAUGAGCUUGAGAAGAAUCUGCAGCUUUCGCAGACUCAUGUCGAGGCAUCCAGAAUGACACUGCACAGAUUUGGAAACACUUCUUCGAGCUCGAUUUGGUAUGAACUGGCUUACAUAGAGGCUAAAGGUAGGAUGAAGAAAGGAAACCGGGUUUGGCAGAUUGCUUUUGGAAGUGGGUUUAAGUGUAACAGUGCAGUUUGGGUGGCUCUAAACAAUGUCAAGCCUUCGGUUAGUAGUCCGUGGGAACACUGCAUCGACCGAUAUCCGGUUAAGCUCGACUUCUGAUUUAAUGAAAAACCAUUUGUUUGGUUAGUCCUAGUCUUACUAGACUCUGCCUUGUUUAUUUUUCUUCUUUUCUGGUUAAGCUCUUGUACUCUUAAUGUGACGCUUCUUGAUUAUUACUCUCGCGUUUUAUUCUAUGGCAUCUUUAUCCAUAUUAAAGAUUGGUUCGUUAUUAUAAUCAUCUCAAAUCAAAAUUGACAAUGAAACAAAGUAAUAUUUUGAGAAUAAAU